Molecule: messenger RNA, 2849 nt
Organism: Athalia rosae (coleseed sawfly)
Lineage: Eukaryota; Metazoa; Arthropoda; Insecta; Hymenoptera; Athaliidae
Product: sperm-associated antigen 6-like
Exons: 10
Coding region: 148-1761 (537 amino acids)
Biological process (GO): cilium movement
Cellular component (GO): microtubule cytoskeleton
Molecular function (GO): microtubule binding
Source: RefSeq, a predicted model, not a curated record
UAACCUUCGGCGAAUUCAAACGGUGGAUUUCCGCAUCGGGUUGAGUUUAAUAUUUUGUAUGGCUUUCAACAUUUUCUAUGAUUUAUCGAAGAUAAUCAAGGAUCCCGGAUACAGCAAAUAUUAAAGGCACUUCACAUCGAAUGCAACAUGACUGCCCGGAUUAUAUUGCAAGUUUUUGACGAGUAUCAAAAGGCUCGUGUCAGCUUUGUGCAAACUGUAGCAGAUCUCGCUUCCAGAGCUCAAAAUGUUGAAUCCCUAGAAAAUGCCGGUGUCUUGGACUUACUACGUCCGUUACUCUCAGACAUUGUCCCAUCAAUUCAGCAAACAUCGGCUGUUGCUCUCGGAAGAUUGGCCAACCAUAAUGACAGAGUCGCUCAAGCAAUCAUUAGGAGAGAUAUAUUACCCCAGCUACUUAGAAAUAUUGACAAACAAAGCAAAUUCUACAAGAAAGCAGCACUCUUUGUACUACGUGCCGUCGCAAAGCACUCCCCGGAAAUGGCUUCGGUGGUUGUUCAUUCUCAAGGUCUGCAAGCUAUGGUCAUUUGUUUAGAGGACUUUGAUCCAGGUGUCAAAGAAGCAGCUGCUUGGGCGAUUGGAUAUGUUGCUCGACACAACAAGAGUCUUGCUCAGGCUGCCGUUGAUGCUGGUGCUGUGCCCUUACUCGUACUGUCACUCCAAGAGCCCGAGCUGUGUCCCAAACAGAUUAGCGCCUCUGCCCUUUGCGAUAUAAGUAAACAUUCCUUGGACCUUGCUCAAACAGUUGUUGACUCUGGGGCAGUUCCCUUUUUGGCAAAGGCCAUUUCUAAUCCCGACCCUAAGCUAAAGAGGCAAGCUUUUUCCGCCCUUGGGAGCAUAGCCAAGCAUUCCAACGAAAUGGCUGAAAUGGUUGUCGAAGCUGAAAUAUUUCCGGAUGUUCUCGUUCACAUGGGGCACCCAGAUGACAAUGUCAAUAAAGCUGCCGCUGUUUUAACCAGAGAAGUGUGUAAGCACACACUCGAGCUGGCUGAACUUAUUGCAAACAAUGGGGGCAUCGGCGCGUUACUUCAAUUAAUAAGUACAUCCAAAACAGAUUCGAGAUUACCUGCUAUUAUGGCUUUGGGAUAUAUAGCUGGGCAUUCGAGCCCACUGGCUAUAGCUGUAAUCGGGUCAAAGGGUGUCGUUGAGCUGGCCCUGGUGCUUCAGCAAGAAUCUGAAGAUCAUUUGGUCACCAUAAUAGUAUGGACCCUUGGCCAAAUAGGAAAACACACACCAGAACAUGCAAAAGCCUUAGCGGUGGCUAAUAUAUUUCCAAAUUUAUUAGAGCUGUACUUGGACCCUAAAAGCUCGGAGGAACUUAAAACUGAGUGCCAGGCUACGCUGAAGCAAGUUCUCCAGAAGUGUAUGCACAUCGAAGCUCUGGAGCCCUUGCUUUACAACGCGCCACCAAAUAUAUUGAAAUACGUUGUUGGCCAAUUCAGCAAGAUCCUACCAAAUGACGCAAGGGCUCGCAGGCUGUUUGUGACCAGCGGAGGAUUGAAAAAAAUUCAAGAACUUCAAACUGAUCCAGGAUCUACGUUAAUGGAGUAUGUUACAGUAAUAAGGUGCUGUUUCCCCGACGAAAUUAUUAGAUAUUAUUCUCCUGGUUAUCCUGACACGCUUUUGGAAGCAGUGGAUCAGUUCCAACCAAAAUGUCCCUCCGUCUUUACCAUGGAGCAGAAAAUGUCUGACGAACGUGGUGGCUCUAGUUCAGCGCUAUUUCAGUUUAAUGAAGAACAGGGCUGAAAUUCAUUAACUCACAACCCCUCUUAGAUAAAAAUAAGAAUAUUUAAUCCUUCAGGGUUUAUUCAAUGUACAAAUUACAGCUAGACACUGAUAUUAGAUUCUAUCUAUUUUUUUGAAGUCACUAAGCUUAACAAAGAUACAAGAGUAUUAAGAUACAGGUUUAAAUAAGCUCAUUUUAUUCAGUCAUUAUGACUUGCAUCGAAAAAAAAAAAAAAUCCGAUUGAUGCUUGUAGCUGAAGUCAAAUCUGAUCUACGUUUUGCGCACUGAAAUAUUAUUGAUUUGGCAUGCGUUCUUUUGGAUCAAAUUAUAGAGAUUUGAAUGUUCCAGAAACUUUCUGUAAUAUGUAAAAAAAAAAAGUUGGCCAUCAUCCGCACCUCUUUUGCAUCGAGGUAAUCACUCAAUUGAAUAUUCCAAAGUUUCUAUCGGUACGUUAUUAAUAAAACUCCAAUGAAAGUAUGUCUUUCAAAGUGUAGGGGCUAUUUAUUUUUUAUUAUUAGAUUAAUUGAAUGAGCAUGCAUAGGAUGAAUCUCGGCUCGAAUUUCGAAUGAAAUCUAAGGCAGGCUUGGCGUUUUUCUGGGAUACAAAGUAAAGUAUUUUUAUAAUAGAUUACAUAGCGCUUUUCGUAUGCGUUUUGACUUCAGGAACGCGAUUUCGUCGAGUAAAUCAAGCUUAUACCAAAACUAAUGGAGUUUUUUCAUUUUUUUUCAGUACUCUCAAGACAUCUGAAGAUUCACGCAGUAAGCGGUCUCACGGAUUCGCCAAAGGGGACCAACGCCAAAAUGAUGACGUCUCACUCACUAGUGAGCAUUUCCUUAAAUUCAACAGGAAGUGUAUUUACGUCUGCUGGUAUUAGAUUAGAAAAUUGAUUAGCAUAAAUGUACAGCCAAUAUUAAUUAACGUAUAGACAAGUAUAUUUCCAUGUUCUGUAUUUAUUAGAAGGACUAGAAUAAGAGUAGUGCUUCAAACGCACUCACAUCCUGUAAAUGAUAUUAAGACGUUUUGAAUUUAGUAAUAUAUAUUUGAUAAAUUAUUGAAUGUAUCCGACCUGAAUAAUUUAUAAAUAAAACACCAGCUAUUCUUAAAUGAA